Messenger RNA from Petromyzon marinus (sea lamprey), 2130 nucleotides. NCBI's taxonomy places the organism in Eukaryota, Metazoa, Chordata, Hyperoartia, Petromyzontiformes, Petromyzontidae. The record is from RefSeq and is a predicted model, not a curated record.
UGUGCCACCCCCGUGUCUCCCCGCGUCCCAGGCAAACCCGUGGAGAUCUCUUCUCCGCUGCUACACGGCUCCCACCUUCACGCGCAGCAACAGCAGCAUCAUCAGCACCAGGAUCAUCAUCAUCAGCAGCAGCCUUCUGCCCCUUGCAGUCCCCCACUCAGCCUGGGGAAGCUGCAGCAGCAGCAGCCGCCGCCCUCCCACGCUCAGGCCGGGCACUCCGGGCCGGGCUCCCAGGUGGGGGGAGCCCCCCUGGAGGAGGCCACGCUGGGGCUGGGGGUGGUGGAGCAGAGUGGAGAGAUGCUGCGCACGGACAGCCCCAACUUCCUCUGCUCCGCGUUGCCUCCCCACUGGCGCUGCAACAAAACUCUGCCCGUCGCCUUCAAGGUGAUGGCGAUGGCCGACGUUCCGGACGGCACCCCCGUGGCGGUGAUGGCCGGGAACGACGAGAACUACUCUGCAGAGCUGCGCAACGCGAGUGCCGUCAUGAAGGGUCACGUGGCGCGCUUCAACGACCUGCGCUUCGUGGGGAGGAGCGGGCGAGGUAAGAGCCUCAACUUGACCAUCACAGUGUUCACGAGCCCACCCCAGGUGGCCACCUAUCAACGCGCCAUCAAGGUGACGGUGGACGGGCCUCGUGAGCCACGAAGACACAGGCAGAGGCAGGAGGACAUGCUCAAGUCCAGCUCGAUGGGGGGACUCUUCCCCGAGAGGCUGCUGCAGCUGGGUCCCGUGAGCCCCUGCUACGUGACCCCCACGCACGGCUCCGAGGGAGGGGGUCCCCGCAGCGCGCAAACCUCCCCACCGUGGCCCUUCGAGCAGCCGUACCCCUCCUACCUACCCCAGGUGGGGGCCCCAUCGGGCAUGGGGUCCACAUCAGGGCCCCUCUCCCCGGCGCGGACCCUCUCCACGCAAGACCUGCAGGGGGUGUUCAACCCAUCCCGCAUGAGCCUGCACCACGACGGGCAGUUUGCGUUGCCGGACCCCCGCCUCCACUACCCGGGGGCCUUCGCCUACCCCCACCUGACCCCGGCGCCGCCGCCCUCGCCGCGUUACCACGCCUACCUGCCCCCCCCCUACCCGGGCUCUCCUCCGCGACACGCCCCCUCCUCCGCCUACCAGAAUGGGGGGCCCCCCUCGGGCCCCUACGCGCUCUUCUACGGCGCGCCCCCCUCGGGAGCGGCGGGGGGCUAUCAGCUGUCGCUGGUGGCGGGCGCCUCCGACCAGAGGUCCCCCGAGCUGCCGGGGUCCCUGGGGCCCUGCGCCGAGGGCACGGAGAGCGACGGCAGCUGCCCCAGCGUUUCGCCGGGGGCCCUGGGGGCCGUGCGGGCCAUGGAGGAGGCCGUGUGGCGGCCCUACCAGCGGCCCGUGUAGCGCGCAGAGGCGCGGGGUGAGCGGAGAGUGAGGUGGGGGAGGCGUGGGGUCACGUGGGCUGAUGGUGAUGUUAAAUGUCACGUGGUUGUUCAGGUAGAGGCCUAACCAGAAACUCAGCCUGAAACCAUAACCCUAACUCCAGCUCUUUCCAUCACUUUUAACAACUAACAUACAAAUCCGAACCUUCGCCAUUAACAUAGCCUGAGACAUAACCCCAGCCCUUAUUCUAGACCCCAACUAUAACCCUAGCCUGAACCCGAAGCUUAGAUCUAACCCGAGGCUUACCUAUAACAUAACUCUGAUCCCUAACCGGUAACCUUGAGCAUCUUGAACCCUAGACCCGAACUCAUUUCCCCGUUUUGCCUAUUACCCUAACCCAGCCACGCAUGGGUCAUUGGGUUAGACCCAACCCACUGACCCAUUACCCUAACCCCUGAUCCAACAACGGAUGGGCCAUUGGUCUAUCCCUAACGCUUACCGUAUGACACAUUAGCCUAGCCCUAACCUUUGACCCGGCCGCGGAUUUUGUCAUCGCUCCAUGCUGCUGGGUACCAGCAGUGAUAGCGGCCAGCGGAGUUCUUGAGUGUUCGAGGGGAUAAAAGGGGUUGCAGAGACCCCGGGACGCCCAGUGAUGCCUGGGUGCGUUGCUGUCCAAUAACUUUUCUCACAGACGCCAAAUCGUUCACCUUAAACACCCAGUCGUUGAUAAAAGUUGAAGGCAGUAUAGUACUAUAGUAAUAGAGCAAGUGCAGAAUCACU